Messenger RNA from Schistosoma turkestanicum, 474 nucleotides. The record is from the annotation of a GenBank genome assembly. Lineage: Eukaryota; Metazoa; Platyhelminthes; Trematoda; Strigeidida; Schistosomatidae.
GAAUUACGUGAUGUGACCCAUAAUGUCCAUUAUGAAAAUUAUCGAAAUGCCAAACUUUCAGGUAUCGCUAUGGAGAGCCACUUUCAAACACGUGAUGGUAAAGAUCCAAUGGCUCUCAUGGAAGCUGAAAAGAAAGAACAUGAAGCGAAAAUGCGUAAAAUGGAAGCAGAAAUGGAGGCUGUAUUCGAUCAAAAAGUUGAAGAGAAAAAUCAGAAACUUCGCGAACUAGAAUCUGAUUUAAUGCGACGUGUAGAACAAAUGAGAGAACAAUUGAAAGCCCAAGAAUUAGAACAAGAAGCUGCUCGUCGUGCAUUUGAAUUAGAACGUCAGAAUUGGGAAGAGAAUUGGCGUGAAUGGGAUAUUGGUGCAGAGAUCGGAACAAAUGGUCCAACAUUAGGCCUUGGCGAAAGAGUUAUGAAUGAGGUAAUCAAAGAACGUGCUAAAACUGAAAAGAAAAAGAAAGGACUUUUCUAA